AUGGGACGCUGUUGCGUGCCCAACUGCAAGGGAAAUUACGACAACAGGCCUAAGGUCUGCGAGCUUCAUUUCAAAGCGGAGCACCUUCGAACGACGUCAAAGUACACCGACGGCGAUGGGUGGACUAUUGAGGUUCCGAUGAAGCUGACCCGGCUGAUGCCUGAUGCUGCUCCUACCAUUUUUCCUGGAUGCCCGAGUUAUCUGUUUGAUUCUCAAACGUCACGAGAAGAGCCCGACGUCAAGCGAAGGCGAAAGGAAAAUGAACAGUUGCUCGAAGCUAUCCAGGAAUCAGCGCUGGCAUUUGCUGCAGAGCAGGACGAGAACAAGGUCGAAAACUUCGAAGAUAUAACUUCUAGGCUGACUCGAUUGCAUCAAAAGAAGUUCUGGUCACAAACAGUCCGCGAAGGUUGCGUCAUCUUCGCUCACCGUGCUCUACUGACAUCGAACGACAACCUGAAGAUUCCGGAAAAAAUCCAGGAUUUUCGCAGGUUAGUGGAGCGUUUAUGUAAUGUGGAGGACUUCUGCACGACAAAAGCACCCCAGGAGGUCGUUGAAGUGAAUUCAACGCUCCGUCUUGUGUGCACCCAAUUGCAAAACGUUACAACUGAAGGGUUGGUAGACGAUGAGAGGGCUGAUGUUCUGAAAUUUCUUAAGGAGCAGUGUUUGAUUUUGUCAAAGAAAAUCAAUGGUUUGAGCUACUCCUCUGAACUGUUAGUUCUGGCUAGCAUAUUAUUUACCAUUUCACCACAUGCGUACAGAUUCUUACGAAACAGCGGUGUGGUCAUUUUGCCACAUCCUAGUACUGUUAAAAGAGUGUGUGGCCGACAUGAUGUUAGCCCAUUACAGGAGCAGUUCGAAGACGGUUUCUUGCGGUACGUGAUCAGAAGGGCGAGUUCACUGAAGUCACAGGAGCGAAAUGUUACGUUGAUGGUGGACGAGAUACAUUUGCAGCAGUACAUUGAGUAUAAAGGCGGCUGUGUGACAGGCUCUGCUUCCAACAGUGCUGAGCCAGCAAAAACUGCGCAUGUCUUCAUGGUUCAGUCUCUUCUGUCGUCCUACAAAGAUGUAGUACAUGUUCUGCCGGUGUCUAUAAUUACAGCGGAGGAGCUGCAUGAUGUUCUCAAUAAGAUAAUCAUAGGCCGAAGAUGCUGGCAUUCAUGUAGUCGCAGUGAUAACUGA
This is a messenger RNA of Rhipicephalus microplus (southern cattle tick), 1179 nucleotides long. RefSeq lists its product as uncharacterized. Lineage: Eukaryota; Metazoa; Arthropoda; Arachnida; Ixodida; Ixodidae. The record is from RefSeq and is a predicted model, not a curated record.